GUGCCCCACUAAUAUUUGCCAAGUGCAGUUAAAGUUGUUAUUUUGUUGUGUAAACAUAUAUUAUUGGCAAAAACCGAACAAUAAUUUAACCAUGAAAUCAUUCGUGAUUGCUUUGCUGUUUUCUGUCCUAAUUGCUGUCUCUUUUGCUGAACCAGCUUCAGAAUGUCCAGCAGAGGAUGGUGAAUACAUCACACUGAUUGCUGACUUGGAUGACUGCGCUAGCUUCUACGAGUGUGCUUAUGGAAAGCCUGUUAAAGUUACUUGUCCAGCAAACACGUACUACCAAAUAGAAAAAGAGACUUGUGACUAUAUCAAAGAUGUGGACUGUGGUAGCAGACCUAUUCCACAAUCACGUUGAAAUUCUCAACUUUUUGGACCAAAAAAGAGAAAAAAUAAUACUUUUUCCUGGAUUUCAAACAUUUUUAAUAAAAGUAUGAGUUUAGUAAA
Sitophilus oryzae (rice weevil) is the source of this 447-nucleotide messenger RNA. RefSeq names its product chitin-binding domain protein cbd-1-like. The record is from RefSeq and is a predicted model, not a curated record. Gene Ontology annotation, cellular component: extracellular region. The transcript is spliced from 2 exons. NCBI's taxonomy places the organism in Eukaryota, Metazoa, Arthropoda, Insecta, Coleoptera, Curculionidae. Gene Ontology annotation, molecular function: chitin binding. Bases 92 to 358 code for a protein of 88 amino acids.